UCAACUUGUAUAUAAAAACAUCAUGGCAGCAUACAUGUUGCAUGUAAACAAUGGACACUUUCCAUUUUUUGUAUAUAAUUGAACUUAAAAACGACUUUUAAUCAUGAAGUUUUCUCAGUACACUUACAGAGUUGCAGUUGUAUUUACAUUUCUACAUUUAGUGUUGAUAUACUUAGCAACUGCUUCUCAUGAUGAAGAAAUCGGCGACUUUUUUCAAAGUGGUCAUACCAAUAAUUGGGCAGUUUUGGUUUGCACUUCAAGAUUCUGGUUUAACUACCGGCAUGUUGCAAAUGUGUUAUCUAUUUACCGCAGUGUUAAACGUCUUGGAAUACCAGAUAGUCAUAUAAUUCUGAUGCUUGCUGACGAUAUGGCAUGUAAUCCUCGUAAUCCUAAAGCAGCAACAGUUUUUAACAAUGCUCAUCAUCACAUUAAUGUGUAUGGUGAUGAUGUAGAAGUAGAUUAUAGAGGUUAUGAUGUUACUGUUGAAAACUUCAUUAGACUCCUGACUGGCCGACUUGCUCCAAGUACACCCAGAUCCAAACGUCUUUUGUCUGAUGAACAUAGUAACAUUCUGAUCUAUAUGACUGGGCAUGGAGGUGAAGGUUUCUUGAAAUUUCAAGACUCAGAAGAAAUUACUAAUGUAGAAUUAGCUGAUGCCUUUGAGCAAAUGUGGCAAAAGAGGAGAUAUCGUAAUAUAUUUUUCAUGAUUGAUACUUGCCAAGCAGAAUCCAUGUUCUUGAAGUUUUAUUCACCUAAUAUAUUGGCUGUGGCAAGCAGUAAGAUUGGAGAAGACUCUCUUUCUCAUCAUGGAGACCCUACCAUUGGGGUUUAUGUUAUAGAUAGAUACACAUAUUAUGCUUUAGACUUCCUAGAGAAAGUAAACCAAGGUAGCACUAAAACAAUGGGCCAGUUUCUUCAAGUGUGUCCAAAACGCGUAUGCAUAUCAACAGUAACCUCUAGGAAGGAUCUUUUCCCUGCAAAACCUGAGCAAGUAUUGUUGACCGAUUUCUUUGGAAGUGUCAGGAAUGUUGAAUUGACAAGGAACACCAUACAUCUGCCACCAAUUUCAAAUGAAACUAGUGUUGAUGAGACUGUUAUUUCCAUGGUACCUAAUUGGAUAUAUGCAGACCAAUUUCCUCUUUAUUAAUAUACAUGUAUAUUUUACUUACAAUGUUGAACUUAUUUAUUUGUACUUUUCCCUUCUCCUCUUCUGUAUGAUAUUUUAUCCUUGAAAAAGUGUCCUUUUUGAAAAUUGUAAGAAAAAAAUGUAAUCUGUUAAGAAUUAAGGAAAUAACUAUUAAUUUAUUAUAUGUUUUAAGUUUGUAAUAAGUUAUCAUUUGUACAAAUAUGCAUUAUAUCAUUAAAGCAGAUUAUUAAAAUUUAA
Argiope bruennichi is the source of this 1384-nucleotide messenger RNA. Its product is annotated as GPI-anchor transamidase-like. The transcript has 9 exons. The record is from RefSeq and is a predicted model, not a curated record. Gene Ontology annotation, cellular component: GPI-anchor transamidase complex. Bases 104 to 1147 code for a protein of 347 amino acids. Lineage: Eukaryota; Metazoa; Arthropoda; Arachnida; Araneae; Araneidae. Gene Ontology annotation, biological process: proteolysis; protein localization to cell surface; attachment of GPI anchor to protein. Gene Ontology annotation, molecular function: GPI-anchor transamidase activity.